AAGCCGAGUUUGUUCCUUUAAUCCCGGCGCGUCCUUGAUCAAGGGCCGAUAAUGCAGGAGACCAUUGAGACGGACUGAGUUUUCAUGCUCGGAUCAUGGCGGCGGAAUUGAGGCGGGAGACGCUACCUGCUCACUGGUCUUACGGUGUUUGUGAGGAUGGGCGGAUAUUUUUCAUUGACGAUCAAACACGAACCACCACUUGGUUACAUCCACGAACUGGUGAACCUGUCAACUCCGGCCAUAUGAUCCGAUCAGAUCUACCUCGGGGUUGGGAGGAAGGUUUCACUGAGGAAGGAGCCAGCUACUUCAUUAAACCAAAUACUCAAAUGUCCAGGCAACAGACAGACCAAAGGCCGCAAAGUAUGAUCAGCGAGACCUCAACAGCAGUAACUGUAUCCACGGUGGAUGCUGCUCCAGGCUCAAGGGACAGUUCUGGAAUGAGACUGUGGAAACGCCGAUGGUUUGCACUUUCAGAAUAUUGUCUAUUCUAUUACAAAGACAGCAGAGAGGAGACUGUACUGGGCAGCAUUCCUUUGCCUAGUUAUGUAAUCUCGCCGGUUGACCCUGAAGAUCACAUAAGUCGGAAAUAUGCUUUCAAGGCUACCCAUACAGGCAUGCGGGCAUACAUGUACAAUAAAAAUUCUGAUCGUGGCUCGCAGGCAGACCAGAGUGGUAUGAGAACGUACUAUUUCAGUGCCGAUACACAAGAGGACAUGAAUGGCUGGAUCAGGGCUAUGAACCAAGCUGCACUUAUGCAAGCAUACACUUUAAAGAGAGAACCAGAAAAAGCUGAAAGACCUCACUUUACUCGGAACAACUACAUCAACUCGUACAAGGGCUUAACUAAGGCAGACGUGCUUCAGAGCAGAGACAGUGCUGGGAAACCACUAGAUGAAAAGUUUGGGUUUGAAAAAUAUGAUGAAAUGAAGAAAGAUUGGGGUGAUGAAGAGAGAUAUGGUUUUCAAAAAGAGCCGAUAGAGAUACUGCCCAGAAAAGUGAAUAAGAGCAAGAUGCAAGCAAGUCCCGUGGAACGUGAUAUGUUUACGCAUCGUCGUCCUUUGUCUCAUCCGCAAUCCACACAACGCAAUGGCACAAUUCAGCCUCCGACGAGUGCUGCUCUGAUAGACCAGAAUGGUGCCGAUGUUUAUUGGAGGGGGUUUGAGCCCAGAACUGGAACAGCGAAAAACGACCAGCGGAAAAGUUCCAUGGUGCACGUAGAGCACUGGGUGAAAUCUCACAAAGGAGACAGCAAAAGCCUUGCAUCUGCUCAGACUCUUCCACACCGUACACUAAAUCAACCUCAGCCUUACCCAGAGAAUUACCAAACUCUGCCAAAGAAUAUUGGGCAACCUUCAGAAAGUUACCCUGGUACAAAUCAUAACCUACCAAGUGAUUACAAGUAUGCCCAGGACCGCGUAAGUCACUUAAAAAUGUCAAAUGAAGACCGAAAGGCCACGAAAGAGGGCACUGUAUGGCAGCUGUAUGAGUGGCAGCAGAGGCAGCAGUUUAAGCAUGGCAGCCCAACUGCUCCGCUCUAUCCCUCACAUGCCACAGACUUUGACUCUGGCCUACCAAAAUCUGCCUUUGAUGUUCCUCGUUCAAUCUCUGUCCCUCCAUCUCCCUCAGACAUCCCGCCACCAGGUCCUCCAAAAGCCCUCUCACCCAGAAGACCCCACACUCCAGCAGAAAGAGUCACCGUCAAACCCUUGGAAACAAGGCCAGCUGAGAUCAUCUUAUCGGGAUCUCCGGGAAGAGCCCGUGGCACUUUGACAAAGAGUUUGGCACACAUUGACAGACGCUCUAUGCCUCCCAUGGGUUACAUGACACACACCGUCAGUGCCCCCAGCUUACAUGGAAAGACAGCUGAUGACACAUAUAUGCAACUAAAGAAGAACCUGGAGUAUCUCGAUCUAAAGGUGACGGGACAAGAACCAAUCAGACGUGUUCUGCAACCAGUUAAAAUUGCUGAAAGCAAUGUUGAUGCUAAACUGAGCAGACUUUGUGAAAGGGACAAAUGUCUCCAAGAACUGGAAGCCAAAGUUCGGCAACUGAAAGCAGAUAAGGACCAGCUUGAAUCUGUACUGGAGGUAACCCACAGGCAACUGGAUCAAUAUAAAGGACAGCCAACUCAUACUGAGAAGAUUGCCUAUCAACAGCGGCUGCUGCAAGAGGAUCUGGUUCAAAUCCGAGCUGAGAUUUCCAAAGUCUGUACAGAACUGGAAAAAGCAUGGAAAGAAUAUGAGCAGACUGAAAACGGUGUGAACCAGCUCAAGGAAGCUAUCCUUGGAUACAUGAAAACUGCACCAAGCUCCCAGGAUCAAGAACAGAUAAGAAAGGAUCUGAGGAGAAUUGAGGAUGUCAUGGCAGGCCUCAGUGUGAACAAGAACAACUAUAAAAUGAUCAUUGAAUCUAUUCAGAAUCCUGAAAGAGAAACCAUGCCUUCAGUGCCUUCCUCAAUGGUGCCUUCAGUAAUGAAUACAAUCUCAGUGAAAGAGGGGAGAACUAGUAUGCAGCUGAGUCCCUCAGUGAGUCCAGUGCUGCCACGUCCAGAGCCUGUGGAAACACAAUUUCAAACUCUACAACAGCCUGUUAGUUUGCCACCUUCCAAACCUCAAUCUCUGCCUCAGUUCCGACAACAUCCAAUGGUGCUGGAGGAUCAAGCUCCACCUCGACCACCUCUCCCUCACAUGUAUAGCCCUGAUGAUGAGCCACCAGCUGUACCACCUCUUCCAAAAGAUACCACAGUCAUCAGGCAUACGUCAGUCAGGGGACUGAAACGCCAGUCUGAUGAAAGGAAGAGAGACCGGGAGUUUGGCCUGUACUUGAAUGGAGAUUACAAAGCUGAACUGCGUACUUAUAUGAGUGAACCUGAACUCCUAUCAGUUGGGAAUGGGCUCAACAGGUCCACGGCUGGAGCCUUUGGCCUAGACAAUGGCUUGCAGACACUGACUGGUAAAGGAUUGUCGUUGUCUAACUCAGGGCUACAGCAGUCAUCAACCAUUGCAUCUUUUGUCACGCUUAGGCGGAAAAAUGAUGAAACAAGCUCUAAGGAAAGGCCAAAGAGUGCCUUGGAGCGUCUCUACGGAGAACACCAAAGAGGCAGAAUGAGUGCAGAGGAACAGUUGGAGCGCAUGAAGAGGCAUCAGAAGGCUUUGGUUCGUGAGCGAAAGAGAACGCUGAGUCUUGGAGAACGGCAUUCCACAUCGUCUCGGACCUCUUCCAGACCAUUGUCUGUUGAUGUUGGCUCAUGGAAACGUGAACAAGAAUUUGAUUUACAGUUAUUGGAAAAAGCAGUGAAAGGAGAGCACCACAAUCUUCAAGAUGGGUUUAUAAAGCAGUCAGUACCGGUGGUGGAAGCUGACGUGGAACCACUAGACUACGAUCUAGACCUCAGCAAAGAGUUGUCAAAGCCAGACAUGGUUCUAAUUCCAGAACGCUACAUAGAAUUAGAGCCUGAGGAACCACUCACCAAUGAGGAAUAUGAGGCAAGGAAGCGCAAGGUGCAAAAAAUCAAAAACAUCCUUUCCAAAUUGAGUUACCAGAAUGUGCAACCCGGAGUUAACUACAUAAACGAGAACUCCUCUGAUCUCGACUCUCAGUUGCAGGAACGGGAACGUAUCAUCACUAUGUCCUACGCGUUAGCAUCUGAGGCUUCCCAGCGGAGCAAAAUAGUAGCAGCUCAACAGCAGGUCCAUUCGUCUUCAGCACCUUCCCCUCCUCAUUCCCCUCUUAGCAAUGGAUUCCACUACACAUUUGUCUAAGCAAACCAAAUCCCUGGCUGAACACUAAUUAUAAACAGAAGCAAAGAAUUGAACAAGGAAAGAAAAUUGCAAGAAACCUACAAAGUUGAUCUGAUGGAGAACAACACUGCAUUGCAGUUAACCUGUACUAACCAGCCAGAAACUAAUUGAAUCAACUUGUUUUUGUACUAAAACAAACAAGGGCAACUUUUCUUUAGUAAGCAAUGAAGCAGGAUUGUAAAAACAGUAAUUUACUGGAUUAAGUAUUUAAAAGGCAAACUAUUUUUCUAAAACCUAAAGGAUGCAGAAACAUUCACGGUGGAAGUUUCGGUGACUCGGAUAUUGGAAACUAAAUUUUUUUUCUUAACACAGAAGUGUGUGAAGUAGAUUAACUUUUUUAAAACAAAACAUAUAUAUGGUAUUGCACUUUAUACAUAUCCCAUGAAAAGCUGAUUUGCUGCAUUUUAGAAUCAGAAUGUAUUAAAAUAGAUUUGUACAAAACAUGCAAUUGUUCAGAGCAAUUUUGCAGUGUUGUGAAAUAUGUUUAAUUUUAUUAGCCUGUUUUCAGCUGCAAUAUUAUGUAUUCCGAUGGUGGCUACAAAUACUUCACAAGAAAAAGAACCAAUUUCGUGGUUCUCAUAAUUUACAUAAAAAUACUGAUCUAUUUUUGAACCUGAAAUUAAAAAUGUAAUAUUCCUACACUUUUUGGAUCAAUUUUAAAGUGAGUUUAUUUUGUCUGAAUCGAGCACUGCCAGAAUGAAUUAUAUUGCCAAAACCAAAUGGAUUUCAUUGUUAUUUCCGCAUGGACUCUUGCAAAGUAAAAAGCACAGAGAAGAGAUAUUUUGGAAGAUAGUGAUGGAGCAUUGACACGUUUUUGUAAUUUGCAAGGGAAAAGGUUGCAUUUGUGUAAAUAUUAAACAAAAAUUCA
Messenger RNA from Rhincodon typus (whale shark), 4668 nucleotides. It is a transcript of the gene plekha7b, whose product is annotated as pleckstrin homology domain containing, family A member 7b. The record is from RefSeq and is a predicted model, not a curated record. Lineage: Eukaryota; Metazoa; Chordata; Chondrichthyes; Orectolobiformes; Rhincodontidae. Gene Ontology annotation, molecular function: protein binding. The transcript has 26 exons. The coding region runs from base 96 to 3761 and encodes 1221 amino acids.